GUGUGAGCUGUUUGGCCACCGGAGCCAAUCGAAAGCUGGGACUUGAUCCUCUCCUCGGGCAGUGGCUGAGAGGAGCCAGUCCCGAGCUCCCCCCUCCGCAGCCGGGACCCGGCGAAGCCGCCUCGCUCGCUCCGGGCACCGCGCUCCCGCAGCGGGCGCCUAUGGGCAUCCGCACCGCGCCGGGGCUGCGCACCACCGCCGGCGGGCGACGACGGCGACCCCGCUGCACGCCGCCUCUGGAUCUAUAGCCGGCAGGACGGAGCGCGCCGCAGACCCUUCCCCGCCUCGCUACAGAUGACUAUAUUUCUAUUACUAGAGGUUUUCUACUCCAAACCUUAUUCCAGUAGAGCUGCUAUGGAGGGUAAAGAGCAGAUUUUAAGCCCAUGGAAACUUUGCCCAGUACUUCAGGGAGAACAGCUUUUGCCCAGAUAUUCCUAAAUGAUGAUUUGGAAAUUUGCCUUGUCGGUCUUCCUGAUGGCAGCGCUGGUUAGACUAACAGACACCAGGAAAAACCGCCCUGCGGGAGCCAUCCCAUCCCCAUACAAAGACAGCAGCAGCAACAACUCGGAGAGGAGGCAGCAGCUGAACAAGGAGGUGCUGGCCUCCAGCCAGGAGGCGCUUGUGGUCACUGAGAGGAAGUACCUCAAGAGCGACUGGUGCAAAACGCAGCCCCUGCGGCAGACUGUCAGUGAGGAGGGCUGCAUAAGCCGCACCAUCAUCAACCGCUUCUGCUAUGGGCAGUGCAACUCCUUCUACAUACCGCGGCAUGUGAAAAAGGAGGAGGAGUCCUUCCAGUCCUGUGCUUUCUGCAAGCCACAUAAGGUCACCUCUUCGACAGUGCAGCUGGAGUGCCCUGAGCUGGACCCACCUUUCCGACUCAAGAAAAUUCAGAAGGUGAAGCAGUGCCGCUGCAUGUCUGUGAAUUUGAACAACUCGGGCAAAUUGUGAGAGCAGGCGUGUAGCUACUAAUUGGUGUUGUCUCCGCCAGACUUACUGCUGCCUCUCCUCUUCUGUUGGGCAGACUGUCUCUUCUUGGUUUGUUUUUUCCUUUUUUUUUUUGUUUUCUUUUUUGUUUGUUUGUUUUCUUUCAGAAGGCAUCUCUCCAGCAAGGAAAGGCUCCUUGUCACUUGCCUACUGGAAUAAAGCUUUUUAAUGGGCUGUGUUAUGCACUUCACCAUAAAGUUUCAGCAUAUGUCCAAUAUCAUCUGGCGGUUGAACCUUCCAGAGUGGAGCAAGCUCCCAGAAGUUGGGAUUGAUCAUCUAAGUGACCAGUUGGCUGAAUCCAGCAUUAAAUGUUUCCACUGUGUGGAGUAAAGCCCCCUGCCCUACACUCCAGUCCCUUCCACGAGAAGAGAACGCCUUCCUGGUGCGUUGGUCCGGAGCUUGCUGCACUCUGACGUGCUGGGGUGCGGCCCGGAACCGGGUGAUGCAGACAAGGAGAGUAGCAAGGAGUAACACGCGGAAAGAAAGUGAGACCCUCUGAUGAGGCUCAGCUUCUUAAGACAGCUUUAAUUGUGCAAUGACAAACUGUUCAGGGCUUGUAGUCUGAACUGCAGAUGAGAACUGGAAGGGAGAGGGCGAAGCAUCAGGUUAGCCACCAUGAUCACAUCAGCAGAUUGAAGAUGGAUUCUUAUGCUGCUGUGGCUGGAAUACACUGAACAUGUGGUCUCUGCAGCAGUGUUUGUUUUGUAACCUAGUUAUAGUAAACAGCUGUUUAAAGUAUUAUAGACCUAGCCAUGUAUAUUUUUCUUGUGGCAGAAUAUGCCAGAGAUUAAAAUGUGUUGAGUAAGAGAUUUGCUUGCUAGGUCAGCUGCCUGGCUUAAAAUGAACGUUUUAACUAGGCUUUUAGUAGGUUUUGUGUGUUAUAUAUGUGUGUGUUUCUUACUUCAAAAGGACAACAUCCAUUUAUUACCUUAUAUUUAUGCCUGCUCAGACUGGGAAAGGUGGAUGGGUAGUGGGAGGGGAGCUGAGAACACUAACAGUGUUUCACUUAAGGUAUAAAAGCACUGUUGCACAAAGAACAAAAUUUGGUCAUUGCUGGUCCGAAUACAAAAGCGGCCUUAUGCAUUAGUGUCAUCAGGUGUUGGGAGUGGCACCUCUCCCAUGACUGGAAACCAUGCUAACAUGUUAGGGUUGAAGGACAGACCCAUCAGUCAGUGCUGCGGGAAUGGGUCACAGCUGUAUGAACAGGGGGAGAGUCAGCAGUAAUCACUACAGCUCUGGUGGUCCACUGUGCUUUUGAGUUCUACAUAAUCAAGUGUUGGUGAACACUUGCAGUUCAUUUUGAUCAUACUAUGUUGUUAUUCAGUUGGUGGAGUUUAGCAUGUCCUGUAUAUCCUGUUUGUUCCAGUUCUGAUCUGUAUUAGUACCAGCUGCAUUAAAAUCCUAAGAUGUCUAAAAACAAACCAGCCCCUUUCCCCAAACCAAAGCCUAUGCAUGCUCAAUCGUCUGAAGCUUACAAAUUAAAAAUGACAAGUUGGCUCCCUGAUGCAUGAAUUAGGGCUCAGCAUCUGCGUCUACUGAAACCAGCUUGCUGUGAGAACUCUUUCCUGCCAGUCUCUUUACAUGCAGCCACUUCAAGGGGUUAACAUGUUUAGGCAUCUGGCCAGCCAAAGAGUUCAGUGCCACAUUAUGCGAGACAGGCUGCUCUAAGAGGCUUUUGGGACUGAGCUCCACAAGAGCUCACCAAGCGGUUUAUGGGGAUUGGCACAGGCAGGAUGAGGUUGGUCAAGUAUGUAGCCCUAUUAGGUUAACAGCCAUAGGUUUUCUGCUGUGAUCGUUCAGAAGUGCACAGGGAGACCCUUCACACUGGGUUGCUUUAGAGGCUGUCACUGCGAUGCUGCCAGAGUCAUGCCAGAUGCUGCCAGCCACCAAACAGGCAAUGUUCAUUCUAGGCUUGAUAGUAUCGAUGUGGGUGUGGGGGAAGGUGGCAAUAGCUGUAAUCUGUUAUGACUCCAGGGAUCUCAGUCUCCACUUGAAAGAAAUGAACUGAAAGUCAGGCAUUUUGGACUGGAGAGAGAAAAACACCCUAGUGACUUCAGUUAGGAAAAAUGUGCAAGAAUCUUUAUCUUUAAGCUAUGCCCUGCCUGUUUUUUUCACCAGAUUGCAAUAUGAAUAUGCUGCAGCUUAAAGCUCCUUCUAGGAGCUGUGUUUAUGUAAAAAUUGAGUUGAGCUUGUAAUGGUUAAAACUGUAUUUAAUUCUUGUUUUAUAAAUGAAAACAAAAAUGAAGAAAUGCUAUAAGUAUAAUGUAAUUAUUUUAUAGGUCUACUAUUAAAUUAUAGAUUAAAUAAUAAAGCUACUAUAGGGUUAUAUG
This is a messenger RNA of Cygnus olor (mute swan), 3314 nucleotides long. It is a transcript of the gene GREM2, whose product is annotated as gremlin 2, DAN family BMP antagonist. Gene Ontology annotation, molecular function: BMP binding; receptor ligand activity. The coding region runs from base 439 to 948 and encodes 169 amino acids. The record is from RefSeq and is a predicted model, not a curated record. The transcript has 4 exons. Gene Ontology annotation, biological process: animal organ morphogenesis. NCBI's taxonomy places the organism in Eukaryota, Metazoa, Chordata, Aves, Anseriformes, Anatidae.